UUACUCACACAGAUCUCGCCGGAACGCUCUGACAUUUCAGUUCGGUAAUCCUACUCCUACAGACAGACCGCAUAACAAAGCUGCGGCACUAGAGGAUUUAAAUUGGCAUCGGCAGUGGCUAGAUUGUCUGCAAGAAUCCCUAAAGCUUCUUAGCACACGCGCGACGUGCUCCCACCCGGGAAAAGGAGUAAAGAUGGGCAGCAACGGCGCUCUCCUCUUCCGGCAGCAUCAGCAGCCGGCAUGGUUCGUCUCCUUCACCAUCCUCGGCGCAGUCUACGUCUUUGCCGUCUUCUCCCGUCUCCUCGCCCACCUCGCGCUCCUGCUGCGCCGCCCCACGAACCUCCGUCGCCGCUACGGCGCCUGGGCCGUGGUCACCGGCCCGACGUCGGGCAUCGGCCGCUCCGUCGCCCUGGAGCUCGCCCGCCGCGGCCUCAACCUCGUCCUCGUCGGCCGCGACCCCGCCAAGCUCCACGACAUCUCCGAGACAAUCUCCGCCACCCAUGGCGUUGACGCCAAAACCGUCGUGCUCGACCUCGCCCUAGUCGCCACCCCUCAAGGCGACGCGGCGCUGCGGCAGCUCUGGGAGGCUGUGGAGGGGCUGGACGUCGGGGUGCUGGUGAACAACGCUGGCCUGGCCAAGCCGUGCGCGGUGUACCUGCAUGAGGCGGACGUGGAUGCAUGGGUCAGGAUGAUCCGGGUGAACCUGUGGGCGCUCACGGAGGUGACGGCCGCGGUGCUGCCGGGGAUGGUGGAGAGGGGCAGGGGCGCCGUCGUCAACAUCGGCUCCGGGUCCAGUGAGGCCAUCCCGUCGUUCCCGCUCUACUCCGUCUACGCUGCCUCCAAACGGUACGUUGCUCAGUUCUCCCGGAGCCUUUACAUCGAGUACAGAAGCAAAGGGAUCGAUGUGCAAUGCCAGGCCCCUCUAUUCGUGGAUACGAAGAUGACGGCAGGUGUGGGGGGAUCAAGGAAGCGGCAAGGCCUCCUGUCACGGCUGACGGUGCCUACAUCGGACGUGUACGCCGAUGCGGCAGCACGCUGGAUCGGGCAUGGCCAAGUCUGCAUACCCAACCUCGUCCACCGGCUCCAGUGGUGCCUCUGUCGCGUCGUGCCGGACCACCUCCUUGACGCGCUACGACUCCGCAAGAACCUCCGGCAGCGGGCACUCUUCCAGCAGCUCCGGUCGGUGAGGGUCAAAGGUGGCCUAACGGGCAGCGAACAAAGCUAGUUUGUUGGUGUUCUAUGGUUGAAGAAAUCUACGAUACUCUCUCCAUUCACAAUUAUCGCACGUUCUGGAUUGAGUUAAAGUAAAGUUUGUAAAAUUUAGCCAAAAAUAGAAGAAAAAAAAAGUCAAUUUCAUAACAUCAAAUGCAUGUAACUUAAGCAUAUACUUUAUUGCGAUUGUAAUACAGUACAUUUUACAGUGUAUAUUUUAAUAUGUUUUUCUACAUAUUGGUCAAACAUUACAAAAUUUGAUUAUGACCAAACCGAGAAAGCAGUUAAUUGUGAACCAUUGGAAUA
Molecule: messenger RNA, 1518 nt
Organism: Lolium perenne
Lineage: Eukaryota; Viridiplantae; Streptophyta; Magnoliopsida; Poales; Poaceae
Product: very-long-chain 3-oxoacyl-CoA reductase 1-like
Cellular component (GO): endoplasmic reticulum
Molecular function (GO): ketoreductase activity
Source: RefSeq, a predicted model, not a curated record